Tupaia belangeri chinensis (Chinese tree shrew) is the source of this 1860-nucleotide messenger RNA. It is a transcript of the gene HMG20A, whose product is annotated as high mobility group 20A. Gene Ontology annotation, cellular component: nucleus. The record is from RefSeq and is a predicted model, not a curated record. Lineage: Eukaryota; Metazoa; Chordata; Mammalia; Scandentia; Tupaiidae. Gene Ontology annotation, biological process: regulation of gene expression.
GUCCCAUCGCCCCAGCCUGGAACCCACGUUACUGCAGCAGUGCUGACCUGUUUGGGAGUCCGUGGAAACAAGACUGGAAUGGAGAUGGAAAGUUUGAUGACUAGUUCCACCCUCCCACCCCUUUUUGCAGAUGAAGAUGGCUCCAAAGAGAGUAAUGAUCUGGCUACAACCGGGUUAACCCAUGCAGAGGCUCCUUACGGUGGUGGAGCCGCAUCGUCUGCCAACAACCCCGAAUUUGUGGAGGAUCUCUCCCAGGGUCAGCUGCUGCAGAAUGAAUCUUCAAACGCAGCAGAAGGCAGUGAGCAAAGGCAUGAAGACGAGCAAAGAAGUAAACGAGGAGGUUGGUCCAAAGGGAGAAAGAGGAAGAAACCUCUCCGAGAUAGCAACGCCCCCAAGUCCCCCCUCACAGGAUACGUCCGGUUCAUGAAUGAGCGCCGAGAACAGCUUCGAGCAAAGAGGCCGGAAGUCCCCUUCCCGGAGAUCACGAGGAUGCUGGGCAAUGAGUGGAGUAAACUGCCUCCUGAGGAAAAGCAGCGCUACCUCGACGAAGCAGACAGAGAUAAGGAGCGUUACAUGAAAGAGCUGGAGCAGUAUCAGAAGACGGAGGCCUACAAAACCCAGGACCGGCAGAAAGGCAAAUCUCACAGGCAAGAUGCAGCCCGACAGGCCGCUCACGAACAUGAGAAAGAAGCAGAGGUAAAGGAGCGGUCUGUCUUCGACAUCCCCAUAUUUACGGAGGAGUUCCUGAACCACAGCAAAGCUCGGGAGGCAGAGCUCCGUCAGCUCCGCAAAUCCAACAUGGAGUUUGAGGAGAGGAACGCAGCCCUGCAGAAGCACGUGGAGAGCAUGCGCACAGCAGUGGAGAAGCUGGAGGUGGACGUGAUCCAGGAGCGGAGCCGCAACACGGUCUUACAGCAGCACCUGGACUGGGAGCCCCUGCGGCAGGUGCUGACGAGCAGCUUCGCCAGCAUGCCCUUGCCCGGAAGUGGAGAGACACCCACGGUGGACACCAUCGACUCGUACAUGAACAGGCUGCACAGUAUUAUCUUAGCUAAUCCCCAGGACAAUGAGAACUUCAUAGCUACCGUUCGAGAAGUGGUGAACCGGCUUGACCGUUAGGCACCGGUCUUAGAGCUCCAAGAUGUUCUGUAAGUGUUUUUAUUUGUGAGGAAUAAGAAGCCAUCCGUGGAAAUUUGAACCGAGUGGGGGCAGAGAACAGUACAGACCCCUUUGCUGGUGGAAGAGUUGUCGGUGCGUGAGACGCCCUCACCCUGGGAAGCUGUGUGAGGGAGCAGCCCGGGAACACGUAUGCGAGCUUCCUGUGGAAUCGUCCUGUGUGUGAAGCUUUAGAAACAUACCACCGCUCUCCCACAUCUUCAUUUUCCUGUCCUUCCCAUUCCUGUCCGGGUGGAUCUGCAUAUACUCUGCGACUGGGUGACCCCGAGACUGACAUCGUCUGCAGCAGAAAGGAGGACUUCCCGUUGCUGCUGUUCCAAUAGGCCCUUUUAUCUGGAGCUUCAGCUUUCCUUCCUAGCUGUCACUUUUUUAAAUAGCGUUGGGGUUAUUAUUUGCUUCCCUUCCCCCCGCCCCCCGACCAAGUUAUACAUCUCCAUUUGCUGACCUCUGGGCUUUGUCACUCAGCAGGGUCUGAUGGCCCCAUCUUCUCCUGCCCUCGCCCUGCUGUGACUCCAAAGAAAGGGCUCCCAUUGCCAGUGCCCUGCGGAGGAGGCUGUGCGCCCGGUGGGUGCCACCGUCAGCCCGGCUCCAUGAUUGCGCUGCUGUUUUCUAGGCGUUCAGUCCCAGCCCCAGUGAGGCCUCCCAUCCCCAUCCAUUGGCGACGUCUGGUGGAGCACUUUUGCU